AUGCCGCGCCCCUCCAUCUGUGCUGCGCCCCUCUUCCCUCGCCGCGCCAUGAGUUCAUCCUCCUCCAUCGCCUCCAACCCCUUCGUUGGUCCCGAUGUCACCCUCGUCCGCGAUCUCAACAUCCAUGAGCGUGUUCCGGUGGUGCUUGAUCAAUCCACCGAGUCCUACUUCGCUUGGAAGCGGUACUUCUCCUUGGUGUUUCGCGAGUACCUGCUCUACGGCCACGUCGACGACACCGUGGACUCGAGCCUCAUGAUUCAUGACGAGGAGUGGAUGAUCCUCGACGCCACCAUCAUCCGUUGGUUCUACCUCACCAUCUCCAACCACCUCAUCCACACGAUGGUGGAUGACGACGACGACGCCUAUGCCGUCUGGACCAAGCUCAAUGGCCUCUUCACCGACAACAAGCUGCAGCGCAAGGUCCUUCUCCACGGCGAGUUUUACGGGUGCCAGCAGCUUGACUCGUCCAUCGACGAUUUUUGCAUGUGCCUCAAAAAGCUUGCCAAUGAGCUCCGCGAUCUCGGCGAGACGGUCGGCGACGAGCUCCUCAUCAGCACCCUAACCGCCGGCCUCAACGAGGACUUUGGGAACGCCGCCUCCAACCUCACCCUCAUCCUGGAUCCUACCUUCGAUAAGGUGGUGGCGUCCCUCAAGCUGGAGGAGCGACGGAUGAAGAUGGCGCGGACUCGGGCGACCCACACCGCUCUCGUCGCCGGCACCCGUGGGGGCCAGGCGCCGCCGCGUCCCACGCCGGCCACCCCCUUCUUGCUGCCCCAGCCGGCCGCCAACGGGGGCCGCCGUGAAGGCCGCAAGCAGCAGCACGACACGAGCGCUCAGGGAGGAGCGACCCGCCCCCAGCAGCAGCAGUACCAGCCGGCCUCGUGGUAUGCCGGCCAGAACCCUUGGAUUGGCGUCGUGCAUGCCUACUCCAUGUCGGUUGCCCGCGCCCCUGCCCCGGGUAUCCUCGGCGCGCGGCCUCCGUCCCACCAAGUGUUCUAUGCCGCGCCACAGCCCUAUGCGGCGCCCUACGGGCCUCUCUCCUCCGGCCAGCCACCGUAG
Aegilops tauschii subsp. strangulata is the source of this 1059-nucleotide messenger RNA. NCBI's taxonomy places the organism in Eukaryota, Viridiplantae, Streptophyta, Magnoliopsida, Poales, Poaceae. The record is from RefSeq and is a predicted model, not a curated record.